This is a messenger RNA of Cuscuta epithymum, 1299 nucleotides long. Lineage: Eukaryota; Viridiplantae; Streptophyta; Magnoliopsida; Solanales; Convolvulaceae. The record is from the annotation of a GenBank genome assembly.
CUCGUGGUCUCGUGGAUCAUUCAUUUCAAAUUGGCACAUAACAACCCGGCUAGCAGCUACAAACAUGGCCGCGGUAAAUAGGUGCAAAACUGCAAAUAGAGUCAAUAGACCACACUGACAGACAUAACUCAAUAAGUAGUCGCCACCAAACUGCCACACACGUCGGGGUACUCCGAUCGGCGGGGUAUUAUGUGGGUAGAGCUGAUUUGCGGCAUAGCCGUUUUCCGAUUACUGAAAAGAUACUUUAGCGGAGACGACGUUAUCGAUGCCGAAACCUGUCACGCCAACGCUCUUUUUUCCGUCGCCCGGCAGCUGGAGAGGCUCUACUGCGGCAAGGUCUUCGUUGGGCUUCAAAUUCCGGAUGCUGAUUCUGGUUCUCGCCGGAGUAUUGAUCUUGUGCUCGUUACUCAACGGGAAGUAGCAGUAAUCUCUGUGAAGAAUGUCUCAGGUGUUGUGAAUAUCGACAAGGAUGGUAGUUGGGUUUGCACUGAUGGACUAACACAUAAGAGAGAGCAUUAUCCAGAUCCUGUAGCAGAGACAAAACAACUAAUUCCUAUUUUGGAGUCAUACCUUGAGAAAAGGGGAGUCUUUUUUCCAGAGGGAUAUUUGUCAUGGAAAGUCAUAUGUCCAAAUCCCAAUUUUCGAACUGUUCAUCCAGACUCAUUUCCAUCUGAGGUGAUUACAUAUGACCAAUUGGUACAGCCAAAGCCAGAUGAUAGAAGUUUGCUUUCCAGGUGGAUUAAAUGUGUGUUUCCUUUUGGGAAGAAAGAAAUGCUGGAAGCAAUGCUAGAGAAGCUUAAUGGUAUUCUCUGUACAGCUCCAAUGUGGGAUCGACUAGAGCUUAAGAACAAUAAAUGCCUCCUAGGUGAGUUUCUGGAAUUCAAAGGGAAGAGGGAUGAUAUUUUGGCAUUACGAAAUGUAAAGAGAUCAAAAGUUAGUCGGUUGACUAUCCAAAAUACAAGCACAUAUGGGUUAGCUCCUUCAAAGAUUCAAAUUUUGUACUCACCCCGAGAUAAUCAUGGUGAAGGGACCUCAGCUUCUGAGUGGAAGAGAGUUUGCGUUCUAUCUAGCACAGAGGUUCUAUUUCAAUGUCAAGGUUGUAGUGAAGUAAAAAAUUAUAGGUUAUCUUCAGUUAUUUACAUGUCCCUCAGCGUGUGAGGCAUCUUCUUUCUAUACACACAUGAUACAUGAAAAGGGUACUCAGUCAGUUUUAUAUCCUUAUGUACAUUUGAUCUGACUUACAUGCGAACUCAUGUUAGUCGACCCCAAACUCUUUUGGGACUAAGAGGCUUGUAUGUU